GGCCGCGAGACACGGUGCGGCGGGGCUGCGGCGGGGAGCGCGGCUCCGUGGGGACCCCCCAACUCAGUGGGGACCCCCUGCCCGGUGAGGAACCCCUCCCCGGUGGGGACCCACCGGGGGCCCCUUGCCCGGUGGGGACCGCUGUCCAGCGGGACCCCCUGCUUGUUGGGGACACCCUUGCUUGUUGGGGACCCCCCCACUCUUUGGGGACCCCCCCACUCUUUGGGGACCCCCCCGGUCGUUGGGGACCCCCCCGCUCUUUGGGGACCCCCCCGGUCGUUGGGGACCCCUUGCCCCGCCGGCGGGGCGGUCUCGGCGGCACAUCAUGGGCAGCCUCCAGCUGCAGGACUUCGCAGCGGGCUGGGUGGGCGGAGCUGCCAGUGUGGUUGUGGGUCACCCCCUGGACACCAUCAAGACCCGUUUGCAAGCUGGACAAGGGUAUGGAAAUACACUCAACUGUGUUCUCACCGUGUACAGAAAUGAGUCUGUGGCCGGCUUCUUCAAAGGCAUGUCCUUCCCGCUGGCCAGCAUCGCUGUCUACAGCUCCGUGGUGUUCGGCGUCUUCAGCAACACGCAGCGGCUCCUCAGCCAGCUCCGCCACGGCGACCCGGCCCACGCGCCGGCACUCACCGACGUGGCUUUGGCCAGCGUGGUGGCAGGGUUUGUCUCCGUGGGCAUAGGCACUCCUGUGGACCUGGUAAAGAUAAGGCUACAGAUGCAAACACAGCCGUACACGGAAGAAAACAUUAAACUAAAGCCCACGGUUCCUGGAUUUCCUGUGUACAGAGGCCCAAUUCACUGCUUUAGGACAGUUCUACAGAAAGAGGGUAUAGCAGGAAUAUACAGAGGUGCGGGAGCAAUGCUUCUGAGGGAUGUUCCUGGGUACUGCCUCUAUUUCAUCCCUUACACAUUUUUCUGUGGCUGGAUUACCCCUGAUGGAUGCAUCUCCCCUAAUCCCUCCUCCAUCUGGCUGGCAGGGGGUGUAGCAGGAGCCAUUUCCUGGGGGACUGCUACUCCAAUGGAUGUUGUGAAAAGUCGACUUCAGGCAGAUGGAGUUUAUUUAAACAAGUACAAAGGGACCCUUGACUGUAUCUUGCAGAGCUACCAGAACGAGGGCUUAAAACAUGGGGCUUCUGAUGCCAAAAAUGAAGAAGAAUCAGCUCUGCUGGGACAAGAGGACUCUGGUGGCACUGCCAGGAGAGGCUGAGGGAUAACCACCUCAUAUGCAGAGGGACGUGCAGCAUGAGAGGACAAUCUGGGACAACACUAUCCUCUGGGAAAUGUAUAGUUUCCGCCUCUCUCUUCCUCUGGAGAAGAGCUCUGGGGAAAAAGCUCAGCGAUGGCAGUUUUAGCAGAUGCCCUCAAUAAAGGUUUCUGAGGACAACCUGGAGCAGCCGUCCAGUUUUCCUCCAUAAAAGGAGGAGAAGGAAAGAGAAAUUCCUGCAUCCUCUUCCCUGGAUGAAUGGAGGAAUUGGCUACAAGACUUGAAGACCUCAGCAGAAAGUGCCUAAAAACUCAGGUCUGGAGAAGUACUCAGAAAUGGGGCCCCCAACCUUGGGCUACUCUUCACUGGGACCCAAAUUAAAAACAGAAGUGUCGCUUCCCCCAAAACUGGCCUUAAAAAGUGGGAGAAACAGCUGGUGUUACCUCAUCUAAGGACUUGCAGGUGAGGAGGCUCACAGUGCCUUUGAGCUUGGCAAGAACACAGCGAACCAUUUUUGAUAAACAGUAUGGAUAAAAUUAAUGAGCUUUCACACAAGUAUUUGUUGUUGGCCGCAUUUAAAGAUUCAUCCUUUCCAUGUUACCUAUUUUAAUGCACAUACAUCAAACGUUCUUUAGAUGCAUAAUAUCAUAUGUCUCCAGGGAUAAUAACUGGGGAGACUGUUUUUUCAAUGCAAGUAAAUGGUGUUGCUUAUCUGCCUGCAUUAUGUCAAAUGGACCAUAAAUUAAUUAAACUGAUGAGGUUUGCAACAAGCUGUUUAUCUGUAUGAACCUGCCUUCACAGUGACCAGGUUUGGUCUGUUAAAGCCCUGAGACGCAUGUUGGAGUUGCAUGGUGAUUUUUCCUGAUAUUCUUCAUCCAAUUAAACCAGUUUUGAGAUGGAAA
This is a messenger RNA of Tyto alba (common barn owl), 2106 nucleotides long. RefSeq names its product solute carrier family 25 member 48 (gene SLC25A48). Gene Ontology annotation, cellular component: mitochondrion. Gene Ontology annotation, molecular function: transmembrane transporter activity. The transcript is spliced from 7 exons. The coding region runs from base 326 to 1207 and encodes 293 amino acids. Gene Ontology annotation, biological process: transmembrane transport. The record is from RefSeq and is a predicted model, not a curated record. NCBI's taxonomy places the organism in Eukaryota, Metazoa, Chordata, Aves, Strigiformes, Tytonidae.